AUGUCUUCUACCAACAGGAUAAGAAAAUCACAUGAGAAAGAUCCCUCGAGUUCGAAAGAAUCAAAGUCUAAAUCAACUGCUUUAAAUAACGUUAGCAGUGACGAGGAAGAUGGAAUUCAAGAGAUUGAUGUAACCGAGGACGAUUCCAAGAAGAGCCACCGUCAUAAUUCGAUUAGCCACCACCAUCAUAAAAAACACCACGAAGAAACCAAAUCGAGGAAAAAGAUUCGCGAGUCAAGACGAUUUAUAUUCAUUUUGGGUAUUGUAUUUGGUCUUAUAGUUACCGUGUUUUUUACAACAAACAAAGCCAGCUUCCCCGCUGAUCUAGACCAGUUGGUCAAUUUGAACUUUGACAAUUUAAAUUCCUUGUUUGAGGACUGGAAGGGGUGGAAGGACGUGUUGCCAUCAGGAAUACAAUCCUAUUUACAAAAUGCCGAAGGUGGCGAUGACAGUCUCCACGGCUCAGCCGAGUCGUUUAGUGUUGGAUUGAGGCUAAGAGCCGCCAAGAACUACACGGCAAAAUAUAAUGUGGUUAUGGUACCUGGUGUCAUUUCUACCGGGUUGGAAUCGUGGGGAACAACGACUCUGGGCGACUGUCCUUCAAUUGGAUAUUUCAGAAAGAGGUUAUGGGGGUCCUUCUUUAUGUUGCGAACAAUGAUUCUUGACAAGACGUGCUGGCUAAAGAGCAUUAUGCUUGAUCAAGAAACAGGGUUGGACCCGCCCAAUGUAAAAGUACGUGCUGCGCAAGGAUUUGAGGCUGCCGAUUUCUUUGUUGCUGGGUAUUGGAUUUGGAAUAAGAUAUUGCAAAACCUAGCUGUGAUUGGAUACAGUCCUGAUAACAUGUUGAGUGCUAGUUACGAUUGGCGUUUGACUUAUUUUGAUUUAGAGAAACGAGAUGGCUAUUUCAGUAAGUUGCAGAAGCAAAUUGAAAUGACAAAGAAGUUUGGUGGUGAAAAGUCGAUCCUCGUUGGCCAUUCAAUGGGGUCACAAGUUGUAUUUUAUUUCUUGAAAUGGGUUGAAGCCAAAGGUGAAUAUUUCGGCAAUGGUGGCCCUAAUUGGGUGAAUGAACACAUUGAGGCUGUUAUUGAUAUAAGUGGCUCAACUUUGGGAACUCCUAAAACUAUACCGGCCUUGAUAUCAGGAGAGAUGAAGGACACGGUUCAAUUGAAUGCGUUGGCAGUCUAUGGUUUAGAGCAAUUUUUCAGCAGGAGAGAACGUGUUGACAUGUUGCGUACAUUUGGUGGUGUUGCUAGUAUGUUCCCCAAAGGAGGAGAUUUAAUUUGGGGAAAUUUGACGCAUGCUCCCGACGAUCCAAUCAAUACCUUUGAGACAAAUGACACUAGUCAGGAGAUCGAAGGGCCAAAGAAUGGAAGUUUUGGUACAUUUAUCAAAUACACCGGUAAGGAUGGCAAAGAAAGAGAGGUUACAAUGGAUGAGAGUUUGGAGCAACUACUCGACGAAGCUCCAUCAUGGUAUUCGAAAAGAGUCAGGGACAACUACAGUCAUGGAGUAGCCAAGACUAAAAAAGAGUUGGAGACCAACAACCAAAUCCAGAGCAAGUGGGUUAAUCCAUUGGAAGCUACGUUGCCCAAUGCUCCCGACUUGAAGUACUACUGUUUUUACGGUGUGGGAAAUCCUACUGAACGUGCGUACAAGUAUGUGCCGGCCGACAAAUCAGUCAAGUUAGACUAUGUUAUUGAUAGUGACUCAAGCGAUGGAGUCUUGUUGGGAGAUGGUGAUGGAACAGUGUCGUUGUUAACCCAUACAAUGUGUCAUGAAUGGCAAAAGGGAAGCAAGUCAAGAUUCAACCCGGGCAAUGUCAACGUUACCAUUGUGGAAAUCAAACAUGAACCAGAUAGAUUUGAUUUGAGAGGUGGAGCCAAGACAGCGGAACAUGUGGAUAUAUUGGGAAGUGCCGAGUUGAAUGAAUUGGUUCUCACUGUUGCUUCAGGAAAUGGUGCCACCAUUAAGGAUAGAUAUGUAAGUAAUUUGAAACAAAUCGUUGAGGGGCUAGAGAUAUAG
Messenger RNA from Lodderomyces margitis, 2022 nucleotides. RefSeq names its product phospholipid:diacylglycerol acyltransferase (gene LRO1). Gene Ontology annotation, biological process: lipid storage; triglyceride biosynthetic process. Gene Ontology annotation, cellular component: perinuclear endoplasmic reticulum; cytoplasm. NCBI's taxonomy places the organism in Eukaryota, Fungi, Ascomycota, Pichiomycetes, Serinales, Debaryomycetaceae. The record is from RefSeq and is a predicted model, not a curated record. Gene Ontology annotation, molecular function: phospholipid:diacylglycerol acyltransferase activity. The transcript has a single exon. Bases 1 to 2022 code for a protein of 673 amino acids.